Molecule: messenger RNA, 2910 nt
Organism: Halteromyces radiatus
Lineage: Eukaryota; Fungi; Mucoromycota; Mucoromycetes; Mucorales; Cunninghamellaceae
Exons: 8
Coding region: 61-2874 (937 amino acids)
Source: RefSeq, a predicted model, not a curated record
AAAAAACGAUACUCAUUACUGGAAAAAACUCUGCUACCAUGGUUUCGUCAUAUCCCUGGUAUGGAUUCAUUGAAUGAUAAUGUCACUCUUUUGUCUUCUCGGCCAAUCACUUUUUUGGAGCGACUCAAAGGUUUCCAUAAACCAAAACAUCCGGAGGAAAGGUUAUCAUUGGUGCAAGAUUUAUUAAUGAAAUGGUAUGACAUUUCAAACUUUUAUUAUAAUGAUAUUUAUCAACUUUACGAACGGAACUUUUUUUUUUUGAUCCUCAUUAGGUGGCAAACUUUACUGGAUGAAGUAUUUAGAGUGGAUUAUGAUGAACGGAACGCGUAUAUGAAUUGUAUAUGUGAAAUCAUGAUUCGACCCGAGUUCUUACCAGGAGACUGUGGUGACAAGUCGUUUUACAUGCACCAAGCAAACUAUGACAAGUUAAUAUCUUCUACUCUGGAAUUGGUCAAGAAAAAAAUGAAUAAUAAUGUAGUCUUUGAAGAUGUUAUGCGAUUUUCAGCCAAUGUCCUUGCAAUUUGCUUUUUCAAGGUACCUGAUCUAACAGCAACGAUAUUAUGUGGAUUGAAUCUUCGGCCUGUUUGGAUUCAUCGACUUCGUAAAGAAAUGGGUGAUUUACAACGACUGGAUGAUUACAAAGUACAAAUGAAAAAAAUAUUUCCUUCCCAUUUACAUCCUCUUAUUGGUGCUAGUGGAUGGGAAUAUCAACAAUUUAUUCGUGGCCUUUCUCCCAAUUUGGAAGACAUGUCAAGCAUAUGGAUGGAACGUUUGAAAUGUACAUCAGGCGAAUUAUACACGCUGUUUUAUAGACAUAUACAUGUCGUUUUGGCCAAAUAUCUUAGUCUCAUAUGUCCUGAAGCUCAAAAAGAACGAUUACAAGCACGAAAUUCUAUGUUGGUGGCUUCUCCAUGUUAUCUUUAUGUCACUGGUUAUUUUCUUUUUUGUAUUGAAUAUUUCAUCCAUCAUAUGGUACAUUCUCUUACACUUGACACUGCAAAUGAUUCUAGUGAUAAUUUGGCGUCUUUACUCUCCAGAAAACCUCACUAUGAUGAAGAUGAUAGUUACGGUAACUACAAGAAGAAUCAAUUUGGUGGCUUGACAUAUCGAGGAUCUAGUGGAAGUACGAAUAAGAAAAAGUUUAUCAAACUGAAAUCAUUACAUGAAUAUGAAUCUGGUCCACAUGGUUAUCGACGAAAAAAAAAGAAGGAAGUAGCUGUGUCUGGUCAACAACAUUGUGGAAAACCUCAAAUAUUGGAAGAAUUGACAUGGAAAUAUUCAGAGUGCCUCGCUUGGUGUGUGAUGAUGUCUGAACCUCUUGGAAGAUAUCAUGAUAUUCCGAAUGUGAUGAUGCGUGCUUUGGUCCUAUCUACCGAAAUUGGAAAUGCUGUCGCUGUUUUUGGUAUUUUUGAUUUUUUGGAAGCAGCUAUAUUACAAUUACAACAUUAUCGACUACAAACUUGUUAUCAUCCACCACUUGACCAACCUUUUUUACUACAUACAAUUCAAGUUGUUUUAGCCUAUUCCGAUCACUCUACUACUCUCUUACGAGUUCUUUCGUUUGUAUAUGCUCAAUUCAAGUUCUUGGCUUCUCGUGCAGGACUUAUUGACUUUUUGUGCAAUCGAAUCUUACUAGAUACCGUGAUCUUUGAAAAGCUCUUUUUACACUGGGGUGCUAACGUUAGAAAUUUCUUCCUAAGGUGUUUAGUGUGGCGACUUGGUUGUAUAUGGCGCCCACUUAUUGUACGAUGGUCCUCAGAAAUGACUGAACUGGCACUCCGAAAUAAUGUUCCCGUUUGUGAUACUGAUAUAUGCAAAAAAAGUGGAUUUAUUGACGACUGGGAUGCUACUGGUUAUUCUGAUUUUGAAAUUACUGCUAAUUCAUUCAACAAGAUGGAAGCGCAGUUAAGACAACAUUCGAAAUUAUUGGUUCAUGUUGUUUUAGAAACAUUGUUUGAUUCAUUUCAGCAACAAUUUCACCAAUAUGAAGAUGAUCAAAUUUUACAAGAAAAAAAACUCGAUAACUGGAAUCAACAUCCGACAGCCGUGGUGUCCUAUCGAUUGAUGCAAUCUACAUUAACUGACUCCCCAACUUCGCUCUUCCUGGAAUUGACAUCUAAUAAGAAAAUGAACACAGAAGGUUUGGUACGAUCCAAUACUAAAACAGAGACACAUGUCAAAUCAACUACACCCACUUCCAGCGACAACGUUUUUAAGGAAUUGAUCUCUGAUAUACGACGAAUGUCUAUUAGCUCUAGUAUUUCAACAACAAGUAAAAAAACAACAACUGACGAAGGCAAUAUCAUUAAUAGCGAUGAUGAUGAAGAGGAAGAAGAUGACCAAUACAAAAUGGAUGUUGGAUUGGGUACUCCUUAUGGUGACAUCUGGUAUCAGUAUUACGCCGUUCCCAAACCAUUGAUUGAUCCAAUUAUCUCAACAGCACCAAUAAGACGACACAAACUAUUACGCAACAGGAAAACAACAGCAACAUCAUCAUCAUCAUCAUCAUUGGAUGCUAUUCAUGUGGAUCAGAAGAACAAUCAUCAUGAAUCUCAGUCAAUAUUUACAACGCAUGAUUCCAAACGUCUUUAUUUACUUCGUGGUGAUAAUAGUGGCAAGUAUGGAACCAAUUGGUUGGGAAAGGUGAUUAGCGAUGUACCAAAUAUGGAACUAAGAGCAGACAAUACGAUCAACAAAGCAAAGCAAUGGCGAUACAACCCAUCAAAGCACAGAUACGCAAUACUACAACAACAGGCAUCAAUAGGUGUAUAUAAUGAAUACAUUCGAUACAAGAAACGUGGAAUCCCAAAAUUACUAUUAGAUUGGCCAGCUCAUUGGGUUUUGAAUGAAACAAGGACAGAUCAUUUAAUUUAGAUUCUAGUUGAAUAGAUCAAAAUCAAUAAAAAAAAA